This is a messenger RNA of Mytilus trossulus (common blue mussel), 3138 nucleotides long. RefSeq lists its product as uncharacterized. NCBI's taxonomy places the organism in Eukaryota, Metazoa, Mollusca, Bivalvia, Mytilida, Mytilidae. Gene Ontology annotation, molecular function: protein binding. The record is from RefSeq and is a predicted model, not a curated record. Bases 1 to 3138 code for a protein of 1045 amino acids. The transcript is spliced from 8 exons.
AUGUCUUUUGGGACUUCCGAGACUGUAGGGACGGCCCGGACUGAAAACACUACCUCUACAUGCAUCAAUGGUGACUACCAGGAGGAGGAAGAGACCAUUAAGUCAGCACGAACAAAAGAAAGCUACAAAGUCAGAUUUUUCGACGGAAAGGCCCCAGGAACUGCUGACGAUGGCAAGGUUAAUAAAGGGCCGAAUCAACAAAAUCAAAACUGGGGACGAACCGGUUUACUACUGAUUGAAGGGGGUACUAUAAUCCUCCGCGUGUUGUUCGACGAAAAAGUUAAACAGACAGCAAAUGGAAACUUAUCGGCGUAUUUGAAAUUUCCUGCGAAUUAUCAAACACUGUUCGAUUUGUAUCAAGGAAAAGUUAUAUCGCCACUACAGUGGGACGUUUUAUAUCCGACAAGUAAUGCAAAUGGAGUGAACUCACUUGAACUUGAUAUCAUAAUGUUGCAUAUUUUAGUCAUACAUACUUGCCAGUUCAAAGGUGAUGUAUUAAUGGAUAUUCAGAAAUUAGAAAAGAGACGGGAUAUAAUGUACGAUUAUGCUAAAGAUGCGAAAAUAACAGAUGCCAAGUUCGAAACUGAAUACGAGGCUGUUGGUGCAGUUUUGGCAAAACUCACGGUCACGCGAGAACUAGGACGAGAUGUUGAAAACCGUAUAAAGAAUAUGGUGAAGAAUUUGAAAAUCAUAACUAUGACAAAGGAGGAAAUAAUAACUUAUCUAGGCAUUAUAAAACGCUGGUAUUUAUGUGAUAUUGAUAUCAGGAAGGCUGUGAAAGAACUGAAACCGCUAUUAAAGAAUGGUCAAGGUGAAACAAAGAAAGCAAAAGAUAUUCUAGCAAAAUUGAAAAUGUUAGCAGAAGAUGACAGCAACAAACUUCAUGACAUGAAAGACAUCAAAGAGGAGCUAGAAAAAUUAGCUUCGGAUUUGGAAGGAAUAACAAAGAAGAAAACCAAGCUUAAAACAGUUCUCAAUAUCCUGUCCGUUCUCACUCCAAGAUUUAGUCAACCGUUUAAUAUAGAAUCUAUUGGUCUAUCUAUUCCUUCUCUUGACCGCUGGAAUGAAAACGGCGUCCAGUUUGUCCUGAGUUUUUACUGCCAGGGUCAACUACAUGUAUAUACCAAGUCUACAAAAUUUGUUGUUGAGGCAAAACUGAAGAUUUUAUUAGGUGACGAAAGAUUUCCAGAGGGUGAAAUUGCCGCCAUUAAAGCUUUAGAUUCGUCGAAAUUAAGAGAUCAGUUGAUAACAGACCUUCAUUUAGCUGGCAUAGCAACACUUGCAUUUAAAGAUCGAAGUUUUCUUAUUGUUCCCAUAGAAACAACAGAACAGGGAUACAGGAAACUUAUGGAAACAGUUAAAGUUCCGGUUUGGAAAAAAACAGUUUCAAAUGUCUUUCAGAGCGAGCAGGUGAAAUCACACCUUCAUAAAGGUGGAUGUCUGUGUAUUUCCGGGGGUGGUGACCCCACAGUUAUGUUAGAUAUACGAUGCCGUGGCUCGGACAUUGCAUUGAGUUCAUUAGCAGGAGAGGUCAUCACUUCCAGACCCUCUCCGUACAAAUGGAAGGAAGGCCCACGGACCUUCGUCGUGAAGAAGUAUUUCCUGGGUAAAAACAACGAUAGUUCUGUGAAAGGUCCUCAGUGUAUAAUAGUAGACCUCACUAUCAAAAAGGGAACCAAGGUAGAUCACGUCAUGGAAGAUAAAUUCAGUGCCCAAUUGAAUGACAAGAACCUCAAUCUUAAGACAUUGCUUGCAAAAGAGGGCGUGGCUUCAGUUACUUGUGACCAGGGAAAAUCUAGCAUAACUAUUGCAUUUAGUAAUAUAGCCGCUGUUAAAGAAUUCCACGACCAAUUCAGAUAUGAGGACAUAAAAACCUUUGUUGAUAAACUCUUUGAAGAAGUUAAAGUUCAAAAGGUAUUCGGCAACGCCUCGUUUAACAUAUAUGUUGAUGUGAUAUUCAGUAUACCAGAAGUAGAAUGUAAAGGAUUACCGGAGCCAGCGGCACCAACAGCACCAAGGUUAUUUAAAGUCACGGAUAUAACAACCACUUCCGUUACUCUGACAUGGGAGGAGCCAUUAACGAACGGAGGGGUAAAUAUCACAGGCUAUCCCAUUGAGAGAUACGACCUUGGCGAGAAGAAAUGGAUGAAGGUUGGAGUCGCUGAUCCCAGCGACAGGAUGUAUCGGGUGACUAACCUGCUGACCAGCCACGAAUAUUACUUCCGAAUUACUGCUGAAAACUUAGCAGGAACAAGUCCAAAAGUUGAGAGCCCUGAAUCUGUGUUGCUCAGUCGAAACAAAGUUGUAAAACAAUCAGAAGUCGUGGCUACUUGUACAGAAGAAAAAUCUAAGUUAACUCCGCGUUCUAUUCCGAAACACAAGCUGUCGACUCAACUUUCGAACGAUUCAAAAUUAUCUAAAGCAGACAGCUCAACGGAUAAUUUGAAUAAACACCAUAGACAGGAAACAGAAACAAAAGAAAAGAAAAUAGAAGAGAAUCCCGUCGAAGAGAAAGAAGAAACAACCACGCUGACAGAGAACACUGAAAAAUCUAAUAUUGACAACGGUUUAAAUGGAAGCAAACGAGUUAACGGAACAAAAGACAAAAAAGAAAUAAAAAGUGACAUUCGGAAGCGAGAUUCGUCAUUAAAACGACCAGAUACAAAGGAAGUAAAAAGUGACAUUCGGAAGCGAGAUUCGUCAUUAAAACGACCAGAUACAAAGGAAAUAAAAAGUGACAUUCGGAAGCGAGAUUCGUCAUUAAAACGACCAGAUACAAAGAAAAGAGAACCGUCUCUAAAAAGAGAGAGCAACGGAAAUUAUGAUUCAGCCGACAAGCGGGGAACACGAACGAGAGACAGUUCAAUAAAAAGAAGUAAACAGGAUGAAGGUGUUCAUAGCAAAGGUGAGAACAAGGCUAGUGAACAAGGGUCGGUAGUGAACCACUACACUACAGAAAGAAAAGGCGUUCGCGACGUUUCAUCUGAAAAAUCAAAUAAUGCAGACAAGAGUAACACGAGGGAUAGAAUAAUAACAGCUUCUUCUAAUGGACAGAAAAGAAAAGAAAAAAACAGAAGCAAAAAAUCAAAGAGAUCGAGUAGACCGUUUUGGAAGAAGAGAACAGCUUGGACAAAUUAA